UCACCCUUUUCUGAAGUUUGAAUAUCAAAAUCUUUUUUUCUCAGCUUCUGUAUGAAAAAUAUUUAAAAGGGUUUACACCUUUAGCUGGAGUAGUUGUCACUGUCAUUGUCACUCGGGUUUAGAGAGAGAGAGCUAGUGAGAGAUAUGGAAGGUGGGAAGGGAGGAGCGGAAGCGGGGCCAUCAUCGGGGAGCUCUUCAGCUCAUGGUGUUGGAAAUGGAGAAGGAGAAAAUCACAAGGAAAUGAGCGAAAAACCAAGUGGGGUUUCUGAGCUUGGACCAGAACUAGAAGAAGAAGAUGAAGAUCGUGAUGUUGGUGUUGAUGGAACCAAGAGCGAUGAGAGUGGGUUUGUUCCUGGGCCUCUGCUUUCUCUCAAGGAGCAGAUUGAGAAAGACAAGGAUGAUUAUAGCUUAAGGAGGUGGAAAGAAAAGUUGCUUGGUUCUUUGGAAAGUGAUCUGAGUGGCCAAAGGGAACCUGAAGUCAAAUUCCAUUCCAUUGGAAUCAUCUCUGAUGACUUUGGGGAGAUUAUCACUUCCUUACCUGUUAAUGAAAAUGAAAGAAACAAUGUCCUUUUCACACUCAAAGAGGGAUCUCAUUAUCGGCUCAAGCUAACAUUCAGUGUGUUACACAACAUCGUUUCCGGUCUCAUCUACUCCAACACUGUCUGGAAAGGAGGAAUCAAAGUUGACCAAAGCAAGGGAAUGUUGGGUACUUUUGCUCCUCAUAGAGAGCCUUAUGUGCAUACAUUGGAGGAAGAGACUACUCCAUCAGGGGUGCUUGCAAGAGGAUCAUACUCUGCAAAACUUAAGUUUGAAGAUGAUGAUAAAAGAUGUCAUAUGGAACUCAAGUAUACAUUUGAGAUCAAAAAGCGGUCUUAGAUGAAAUUUUUUUCUCUACUUUUUUGGUUUUUUUUUCAAGAAAAAUCAUGAACCAUAUACCCUUUUGAUCCUACCAAAUGAUGAACUGGAUUUCAUGGACUUUUGUUUGAUACAAAUGUAGAAGUGAAUUAGAGUU
This is a messenger RNA of Humulus lupulus (European hop), 1012 nucleotides long. Its product is annotated as rho GDP-dissociation inhibitor 1-like. Gene Ontology annotation, cellular component: membrane; cytosol; cytoplasm. The coding region runs from base 145 to 876 and encodes 243 amino acids. Gene Ontology annotation, biological process: Rho protein signal transduction. The transcript is spliced from 5 exons. The record is from RefSeq and is a predicted model, not a curated record. Gene Ontology annotation, molecular function: protein binding; Rho GDP-dissociation inhibitor activity. NCBI's taxonomy places the organism in Eukaryota, Viridiplantae, Streptophyta, Magnoliopsida, Rosales, Cannabaceae.